Ceratosolen solmsi marchali is the source of this 1704-nucleotide messenger RNA. It is a transcript of the gene nAChRa3, whose product is annotated as nicotinic acetylcholine receptor alpha3 subunit. Gene Ontology annotation, biological process: monoatomic ion transmembrane transport. Lineage: Eukaryota; Metazoa; Arthropoda; Insecta; Hymenoptera; Agaonidae. Gene Ontology annotation, cellular component: postsynaptic membrane. The coding region runs from base 13 to 1704 and encodes 563 amino acids. Gene Ontology annotation, molecular function: acetylcholine-gated monoatomic cation-selective channel activity; transmembrane signaling receptor activity. The record is from RefSeq and is a predicted model, not a curated record. The transcript has 12 exons.
CGUCACAAUGACAUGAUGAAGAGCCUGGUGGGGAUCAUGUGGAUUAUAUUGGUGCUCAUAUCAGGUUGCUCGGGGAAUCCGGACGCCAAGCGCUUGUACGACGAUCUACUAUCCAACUACAAUAAGCUCGUGCGUCCCGUCGUCAACGUGACGGAUGCCUUGACUGUUAAAAUCAAGCUCAAGCUAUCCCAGCUAAUCGACGUGAAUCUAAAAAACCAGAUUAUGACGACGAAUCUGUGGGUCGAACAGUCAUGGAACGAUUACAAACUCAAAUGGGAUCCAAAGGAGUAUGGGGGCGUCGAAAUGCUACACGUCCCGUCUGACCACAUUUGGAGACCCGACAUAGUUUUGUAUAACAAUGCCGACGGCAAUUUUGAAGUUACGCUGGCGACGAAGGCCACCCUCAACUACACCGGCAGAGUGGAAUGGAAACCCCCGGCGAUUUACAAGUCUUCCUGCGAGAUCGACGUCGAGUACUUUCCCUUUGAUGAGCAGACUUGCGUCAUGAAAUUCGGUUCGUGGACGUAUGAUGGCUCUCAGGUCGACCUGAGGCACAUCGACGAGGUGCAGGGUAGCAACGUCGUGGAUAUAGGCGUGGAUCUCUCCGAGUUUUAUACUUCCGUCGAGUGGGAUAUCCUCGAGGUGCCAGCUGUCAGAAACGAGAAGUUUUAUACGUGCUGCGACGAGCCCUACCUCGACAUCACCUUCAACAUCACCAUGAGGCGCAAGACCCUCUUCUACACGGUCAAUCUCAUUAUUCCCUGCAUGGGAAUAUCCUUCCUAACGAUACUUGUCUUUUAUUUGCCCAGCGACAGUGGCGAAAAGGUGAGUCUGUCAAUUUCGAUUUUGCUGUCGCUCACUGUGUUCUUCCUGCUGUUAGCUGAGAUUAUUCCACCGACUUCUCUCGUGGUGCCUCUCCUCGGGAAAUUUGUUCUAUUUACAAUGAUCCUCGACACUCUCAGCAUAUGCGUGACAGUAGCAGUUCUAAACGUGCAUUUUCGUUCGCCCCAAACGCAUGUGAUGAAGCCAUGGGUGAGACGCGUCUUCAUUCACGUUUUGCCAAGGCUGUUGGUAAUGCGCCGGCCGCAGUACCAGAUUGACAAACGCAGCCUGACAGCGGAUCAUGGCUCGACAUCGGGAUCGGGACACCCAUCCCAACGGGUCAUGGUGCGCACCUGCAACGGCCUUGAGCUACGGGACUCCUCUCUCUACGCCGAGGCCUCGGCUUCUGAUCUCCUCGAGUCCUCGGUACUCUUCCCCAGUCUCAACUCAAGGGACGAGCUGAAUCCCAGGUUCAUAGAGCUCGAGGCCGUGAACCUGGGGAGCCAGUGCCGGAUCCACGGCUCACCGGCGGCAACCGGGCCCAGAGCCUUACCCACCGAGGAGAGCGUCGAGGCCCUCUGCCACAGCCUCAACCAUUGGCACCACUGUCCCGAGCUCUACAAGGCCAUCGAGGGCAUACGCUACAUCGCCGACCAUACCAAGCGCGAGGAGGACUCCACUAGGGUUAAGGAGGACUGGAAGUUCGUGGCGAUGGUGCUGGAUAGGCUCUUCCUCUGGAUCUUCACGCUGGCGGUGGUGGUGGGUACGGCGGGCAUAAUCCUCCAGGCGCCGACGCUCUACGACGACCGGCUCCCGAUCGACGUCCGACUCUCGGAGAUCGCCUCGACCACCGCUAAACCCCACAUCGUCACGACCCUCUGA